This is a messenger RNA of Macrosteles quadrilineatus (aster leafhopper), 1194 nucleotides long. Its product is annotated as brain-specific homeobox protein homolog. Gene Ontology annotation, molecular function: DNA binding; DNA-binding transcription factor activity, RNA polymerase II-specific. The record is from RefSeq and is a predicted model, not a curated record. The transcript is spliced from 5 exons. The coding region runs from base 15 to 683 and encodes 222 amino acids. Gene Ontology annotation, biological process: regulation of DNA-templated transcription. NCBI's taxonomy places the organism in Eukaryota, Metazoa, Arthropoda, Insecta, Hemiptera, Cicadellidae.
AUGACUGGGGUGUGAUGGAUAAGAAUAAGGAGCGAGGCAGGACUAGCUUCCUGAUUGAGGAUAUUCUCUUUAGGCCCAAGUCGGGUCUACACGCGCCCCAGGUGUCUUCACUGGGAAGAGCUGCAGAAUGUUAUCCUCUUCUGCCUCCAGCGAUGGCCGCCGCCUACCUAGCCUACCCUGCACACGCACACGCACAUGCACACGCGCAGUACCUCCACAAGACUGAGCCGUUCUUCCUCACCACCCCAGGUCUACCAUUCGGCUCACUGUUCACCGGCAGCGCGGCAGACUACAGCAGUAAACACUGUCGUCGACGCAAGGCCAGGACGGUGUUCUCGGACCACCAGCUGACGGGGCUGGAGAAGAGGUUCGAGGCCCAGAGGUACCUGAGUACUCCGGAGCGAGUGGAACUAGCAACGGCUCUGCAACUGUCGGAAACCCAGGUAAAAACGUGGUUCCAAAACAGGAGAAUGAAGCACAAAAAACAGUUACGAAAGUUAGCCGAGGAUAAGAAUCAACCAGGAAAGUCUUCAUCGGUGAUUUCUAGUUCGACAGGUCUGGAUCAUCCUGUUGACUUCUCUCAAGGCGGAGGGAAGCUGAUGAUGUACUCCGGUGACGACGCGACAGACUCCGAGGACGAGAUCAUAGACAUCGUAGGGGAGAACACCCGAUACCGUCAGUGAAGACCGAGGGAACGCCGAAGAGUCGCAACUACGCAAAUAGUAGAGAAGGGACAAUUGGAGUACAGCUAGAGUAACACAUACCCAAAUCAAUACAGAAGUUGCUAAAUAAUUAUAAAAAUCGUUUUACGUGUGGUGUGAGAGCAGAACGAUUCGUACAAAUGUAAGUGAGGAUGUGAGAGUUUCUAAAUCGCAAAAAGAUAAAAAAAAUCAUUGUACAGUAAUACUUAUUUUUUUGUGGUCAAAAUGUGUACUUCUACUUAGUUUGCAUUGACUAUUGGAUGUUAGUCAAAUGAUAAAAGGAAGUGGAAAAUGGUUUUAAACGAGUCUUCAAAAAUUGAGAUCUAUAAAUAUAGAUAUUGUGACAUUACAUUAUGAUUAUAUAAAAAAACAAAUACUUUAUUUGAAAUGAAAAUACAUAUAAUGAAAAUAUAUUUUACGUGUACCAAUGGGAAUACUACUGUAUAUUUACCAUUUAAGAGGCAAGGUGACUUUUCGACGCAAUAAGAUAGGC